This is a messenger RNA of Etheostoma spectabile (orangethroat darter), 4646 nucleotides long. RefSeq names its product UDP-N-acetyl-alpha-D-galactosamine: polypeptide N-acetylgalactosaminyltransferase 7 (gene galnt7). NCBI's taxonomy places the organism in Eukaryota, Metazoa, Chordata, Actinopteri, Perciformes, Percidae. Gene Ontology annotation, molecular function: polypeptide N-acetylgalactosaminyltransferase activity. Gene Ontology annotation, cellular component: Golgi apparatus. Bases 478 to 2418 code for a protein of 646 amino acids. The transcript is spliced from 15 exons. The record is from RefSeq and is a predicted model, not a curated record. Gene Ontology annotation, biological process: protein O-linked glycosylation.
GUUUGGAAACCAGACAGACCGCUCUUAAUUUGUCUUUCCACAACAAGUAAACCCAUAAGUAAGCAUCUUUUGAUUUGCGUGAGUUCACGAGCGAGUCCAGCCAUAUCAGAAACUUAUGUGUGGGGGGCUGCUGCUACGCUGAGCCGUGUCUGUCAGCAGUAACGUUAGGAGGUUGGAGGGACCGUGUCAAGACGGAGACUGGGAGAAGAACCCCGGAAAGGAGCAGUUUCAGUCAGCCUGGUCAAUACAAAAUAUUUUAGAGGAAGCUCACGGUCGCACCACUGCCUGUUUUCAAGAUAACGUUAGUACCAGCCUUGUUGUUCAAACUUGCAACAUCAGCAGCGAACUAACUAGUUAGCUAUUGUAUAGCCUAUCGUGCCAGCCGGCUGGCCCUAGCUAGGUGUACGAGCAAUAGCGGCUAAUCUAGUUUAGCUAGCUAGCUGUUGGCAGCCUGGCUACUCGGGAAGAACUUCCAAUAUGAGGUUAAAAGUGGGGUUCAUUCUGCGAGGUUUGCUUGUCAUUGGGACUUUUCUUGGUUUGGUGGUGCUCUGGUCAUCUCUGUCGCCGAAGCCCAACGAUGAAAACCCAUUUGGAAAACGGGAUGACAGUGUGCUGCCUAAAGGCGACCUAGUAGAUCAGUUUAAGCCUGUGGUGCCCUGGCCUCAUGUGGAAGGGGUGGAGGUCGACCUCAACUCCAUCAGACUCAAACAUGGAGGGGCCAACCAUCCCCAGAAACCUGACCAGCAGCCCAACCAAAAGCAGGUGAUCCAGCAGCAGUAUGUGACAUUCAAACCCCACACACAAGCCUACACCAGCCCCGUCCUGAAGAAAGGUAUCCUGGGAAACUUUGAGCCCAAGGAACCUGAGCCUCAAGGGGUCCACGGCGGUCCUGGAGAGGGAGCCAAGCCCUUUGUCCUGGGUCCAGAGUACAAAGACGCCAUCCAGUCUUCCAUCAAAGAGUUUGGCUUUAACAUGGUGGCUAGUGACAUGAUCUCACUGGACAGAACCAUUAGUGACAUACGCCAUGAAGAGUGUAAGUACUGGCAUUAUGAUGACAGACUGAUGACCUCUAGUGUGGUGAUAGUCUUCCAUAAUGAAGGCUGGUCUACACUGAUGAGAACCAUCCACAGUGUCAUCAAGAGGACUCCCAGGAAAUACCUGGCUGAGAUUGUCAUGAUAGAUGACUUCAGCAACAAAGCCCAUCUCAAGGAACGUUUGGAGGACUACAUCAAGCAAUGGAACGGUCUUGUAAAACUCUUCAGAAAUGAGAAGAGAGAAGGACUGAUCCAGGCCAGGAGUAUAGGAGCCCAUAAGGCCACAAAAGGACAGGUGCUAAUCUACCUGGAUGCUCAUUGUGAGGUUGGAAUCAACUGGUAUGCUCCACUGGUUGCUCCUAUUUCAAAAGACAGGACAGCAUGUACAGUACCACUGAUAGACUAUAUAGAUGGUAAUGAGUACACUAUGGAGCCCCAGCAGGGUGGAGAUGAGGACGGCCUGGCUAGAGGAGCAUGGGAUUGGAGCCUGCUCUGGAAGAGAGUACCGCUUAGCCAGAGAGAGAAGGCCAAGAGAAAACAUACCACCCAGCCGUACCGGUCUCCAGCCAUGGCAGGUGGUCUCUUUGCUAUAGAGAGAGACUUCUUCUUUGAGCUGGGUCUGUAUGACCCUGGACUACAGAUAUGGGGAGGAGAAAAUUUUGAAAUAUCAUACAAGAUAUGGCAGUGUGGUGGGCAGCUGCUCUUUGUACCCUGUUCUCGUGUCGGACAUAUCUACAGACUUCAGGGAUGGCAAGGGAACCCUCCACCUGCACAUGUCGGAUCGUCCCCUACUCUGAAGAACUAUGUUCGUGUGGUAGAGGUAUGGUGGGAUGAAUAUAAGGACUACUUCUAUGCCAGUCGUCCUGAAACUCUCACCCUAGCCUACGGAGACAUCAGCCAGCUUAAGCGCUUCAGGGAGGAACAUCGAUGCAAGAGCUUUAAGUGGUUCAUGGAGGAAAUAGCGUAUGACAUUCCACUGCACUACCCUCUGCCUCCAAAAAAUGUAGAAUGGGGAGAGAUUCGAGGCUUUGAGACAAGUUACUGUAUUGACAGUAUGGGACAUACCAAUGGAGGCAAUGUGGAAAUAGGACCGUGCCACAGGAUGGGGGGUAACCAGUUGUUCCGUAUCAAUGAAGCCAACCAGUUGAUGCAGUAUGACCAGUGCCUGACUAGAGGAAGUGAUAAUUCAGCGGUCAUCGUCACACACUGUGAUCAGAACCAGAACACUGAGUGGAAAUACUUUAAGGAUCUCCAUCGAUUCACUCAUGUACCAACAGGGAAAUGUCUGGACCGCUCCGACCUGCUCCACAAAGUCUUCAUAUCAGACUGUGACAACAGUAAAACCACCCAGAAAUGGGAGAUGAACAACAUAGUGGCUGUCUGAAGACUGAACCACUUGCACAUAGAAAACCACUGGAAGCUUAGAGAGAAACAUGGUGACUGACGACACACACACACACACAAACACACACCACUAAAUACAUUUAUACUACAAGUUUACAGAUAUAUCAAGCUGAUACUGUCCUUUAAAGAAAAAUACUUUUUUUUUUAAUGAGCCAGUUAAGUAUCAGUGCACCUCCAACAUGAGGGAGUUAAAAUGUCCCCAUUGAAAGACACUGAGUAUCGACUAUUAACAAUUUCAACCCAAAAGUGGGUUGGUACUGUUGGUUCAUACACUCCCGCAUUCUACAGACACAUAGACACUCCAGGUGACUCCAGGUGGUUGGUAUGGAGGCUGAAGCUACUGGUCCUCCAAUUGUCCUGUUGGAUAAACACUGAACUAAGACAUAGUAGACUCCGUCUCUGUCCUUCUGUUUUCUGUCGCUGUCCUUCAUAGUGGUUUUGUUUACACUGUCUAUUUGUUCUUUUCAACCACUAAAUUGAUUAAUGAAAUGAGUCACAUCAACUCUGACUAUUGAAGAGUCUCGCUCUUAUUAGACCUUUUCAAUCAACCAAGGAGUCCUUUUUAGUGGUGGAGGAUUCUAUGAAACAUCAGUGUGUUUUACUAGGUGUUUUAACCAAGUCUGUACAUACGCUGGGGACAUAAAAUGGCUUCCGGGUUGGAAUAGUUAGUUAAAAUAGGAUGUCAAAAACUAAGCAUUUAUUGGAUAUAUUAAAGAAAGAAUAGUCAGAUGAGCCAAGUCUGUUCAUAGAGCAAUCAUCCUUGCAUGUAUGGAACAAUCAACAUGUAAAGAGUAUUUCUCAGCUUGGUCAUCUGCUUCACCAAUAGGCCAAUUUUGUAAUGUCAGCCAAAAUACGUACAAACCUUGUUCUGGGGCCGGGGAGAGGCCGUGCCCAGAUGCCAAUGAGAUGUAAGCAAAGCUCCAACAGGCACAUAGUAAAUAGGCUGGACACUGACAUAUUCUAGUAUUGAAUUGUACUAUUUCUUCACAUUUGCACUCCGGAGUCUGUGAAAGGCAUUCUUAACAUCCCUGAUUAAAGAUGCCACCAAACUUUCAAAAGUAUGGCUAUACUACACGCCUGUGGCGUAAAAUGCGGAAGGAUUAUUUCAGAUGAAGUAUUCUAUGGGUAUUGGUACUGGUAUCAUCAAUUUUUUUUAAAGAUACCCAGCCCUACAAGCAAUGCUUGAGUCCUACAUAAAGCUUCAUUCAUCUCAAGUCCAUUCCUGCAAUGCCAUUGAAAGAGGAAGCUCUCAAAUGCACAAUAGCAUGAAUAAAAGUAACUUGUCUUUAUUUUGUUCAAUUUCAUUAGUUGCCUUUCACUUCUAUUAGUUUUCCAUUGGUUUGAAUUCCUUUUCAUCAACUUUUACAAACACAGAGAUGCUUAGUGUUACUUAAACAUGUUGAGGAGAGCACGUCUUUAAGAACAGUAAUUUGACUGACAAAGGACUUAUGAACUGCCUGCCUUACUAACAGCCUUGAUGAUAAUUCAGUAGCUGACCAGUAAUCUGUGACAUAGUUACUGUCUGUUUGAUAGGGCUAGGCGAUAUGGAGAAAAUCAAAUAUGCCGAUAUUUUUUACCAAAUACAUCAAUAUCGAUAUUGUGGCGAUAUUGUAGGGUUGAACGUUUGUGCUUUCACAAAAUAUGCACACAAUAAGAUUUUUGAUAAAUAAUCAUUAGCUAUGUUGAUAUAAUAACUAUGUGAGUAACUGCAAAUAAAAAAACAGAACAGUCUAGUGUGUUCAUAAAAUUACGUCACUCUACUGUAAUGCAGCCUUUAAAACCAGGAAAAGACAACACUUCAUAUCAGGAUAUUACGAUAUCCAAAAUUUAAGACGAUAUCUUGCCACAUAUAUCGAUAUCGAUAUGAUAGCGAUGUAUUGCCCAGCCCUACUGUCUGAAAAUAAAAAUAUCACUCUGGGUUGUUUGGCUGGGGAUUAAUACUUGUGAGAAAUACACAACUUCUGUUGUGGAAAACAAGAAGAAGAACAUGUGGGUUUUUUGGUUUGUUUUUGCAAGGGAAAGAGGGUUUGGUGUAUAGGUGAUCAUGGAUGCAAUGUUUUGUACAAUGUAAAUAUAUUUUUUUGUUAAGAUCAUGAUGUAUUUUGUGAAGGGCCUUGAAUGAUGUAAAUAUCUAACUUAUAGCAGAAAUUUAAUAAUAUGGGCUAAACAGUGGGUGAUUGAGCAAAUAAAAGACCUGAUUUUUACUAC